This is a messenger RNA of Meloidogyne enterolobii, 620 nucleotides long. NCBI's taxonomy places the organism in Eukaryota, Metazoa, Nematoda, Chromadorea, Rhabditida, Meloidogynidae. The record is from the annotation of a GenBank genome assembly.
AUGCCAGUUCCAAGCCGUUCUCGUGUUUAUCCUGAUAUAAAUAUAAAUAAGCCGCGUGAAUACUGGGAUUAUGAAUGCCAUCAAAUUGAAUGGGGGAAUAUUGAUGAUUAUCAAUUAGUUCGUAAGCUUGGACGUGGUAAAUAUUCCGAGGUUUUUGAAGGAAUUAAGGUGCCAACUGAAGAGAAAGUCGUCAUCAAAAUUCUUAAGCCUGUGAAAAAGAAGAAAAUUAAACGUGAAAUUAAGAUUUUGGAAAAUCUUAGAGGCGGUGUCAAUGUUAUAUCACUUUUGGAUGUGGUCAAAGAUCCAGUUUCAAGAACACCUUCGCUCGUUUUUGAAUACAUCAAUAACACUGAUUUUAAGCAAUUGUAUCAGACGCUUUCUGACUACGAAAUUAGAUAUUAUCUUUUUGAGUUAUUGAAGGCAUUAGACUAUUGUCAUUCUAUGGGAAUCAUGCACAGAGAUGUUAAGCCGCACAAUGUGAUGAUUGACCAUGAAAAACGUCAGCUUUCGCUCAUAGACUGGGGCCUUGCUGAGUUUUAUCAUCCCCGACAGGAAUAUAAUGUUCGGGUACUUCAAAGGGCCAGAGCUUCUAGUCGAUUAUCAGUGUUAUGAUUAUUCUU